ACAGAUUAAUUAAUAUCCAGGCAAAAAACAAACAAACAAAAAUUACCAGUACAUUUUCUGAUUUAUUUUUAACAGUGUACAUUUUCAAUCGGACAUCAUCUUCACAGUAACUGCUAAAAAUGAAGGGAUUGGGGGGGGAGUGCUGUUCACUGCUGGAGCGACUCUCUGCUCUGCAUACGCGCGCAUGCCCGCUGGCACCUUCAGACCGGCCGCGUGCACGCAGAUGCUGAUGCUGAGAAAACACCGCAUCUUCACUAGAGCUAUAAACCUCGCGCUUCCCGGCUUUUUAAUCGUUGAGGGAUUUCGUCGAUUUCGCAUUAUAGCGCAUGUAAGGUAUAACUGCUCAAACAUUAAGAAAAAAGACGGCUCUUCUCGUCUGGGAGGGGGAGGGGCUGGGAGAGUAAGGGCGGGAGGCGAUCCAGUCUAAACUAGUUCUGUACAACACGCCUGGAAUGCGACCUUAUUCAAAUCGAAGCGAUUUCUUUCGGACAUCAGUUACUCUGGAGUACACCCAAGGCGUUUAAUACUAGACACUGACGUAAUCUGGACAUGUGUCAUGUAAGCAGGAGUAACUGUGUUUAUUCUUGCGAUAGAAAUGUAAAAAAAAAAAGAAAAAAGAAAAGAAGAAAAAAACGGAUAAAAGAUAAAUCAAGCACUUCAUGUGGGAAUCCAAAGAAAGUGUUUCCUAUCUCACAUCUCGUAGUAAUGUGCUAUGUUAUGACCAAAUCCUUCACACUGACCUUCUGCACACCGUUUAUUCUAAUGGGUGCACGUUAUUACUACAGCAGAAAAGUCAUUCUCAACUACCUGGACUGUGCUCUGCAUACUGAUAUGGCUGACAUUGAGGCAUAUUACAUGAAACCCACAGGCUCUUGUUUCUGGGUGGCAGUUUUGCAAGGCCAGGUUGUGGGCAUCGUGGCAGCGCAAGGCCGAGAAGACGACAACACCUUGGAACUCCGUCGCAUGUCAGUGGAUUCUCACUUCCGUGGAAAAGGCAUCGCCAAGGUUCUGGGUCGACGCGUUCUAGAAUUUGCCAUGUUAAACAACUACUCGGCUGUAGUUCUGGGAACAACUGCAGUCAAGAUGGCCGCUCACAAGCUGUACGAGUCUUUGGGUUUCCGGCGAGUGGGAGAGACUGAGGACUACACGCUGCCUGGGAUGACCCGUUCACUGCUGGAGAGGCUCUUCUUCCAGAUUCGCUACAGCCGGUACCGAUUGCAGCUUCAUGAAGAGUGAGAGACAGACAGUUAACAUGAGAGCAGAAGAUAGAAUAUAAACGACAAUGCCGGCAAUGACCCUGAACCACCCACUGACCCGGUCCUCUUCUUCUACCUAUUUAUUUAUGUUUUGGGCUUUUUUUAGAAGUCACAUCUGUUCCUACAACCUUUAUUUUUAUUCAUUUUAAUUUUUAUACUUAUUUUCAUGAUCAUUGUUUUUGAGGGGGUUUCAUUCCUUUGACCACACUGGAUGUUUUUGCUCUUAUUCUUUCUUUUUACGGUCAUCUUUCUCCGACACCAUGAACAAAUGAAUAGCCCCAAUGAGUUUAUCUUAAUUGGAUAUAAAUGUAAUUUUGUUUGCAGUGACAGAUUCCCCCUUGAAACACAUCAAGGCAGCUGAAUUCUGCCUCUGACCUUUUUCCAAACCAUUCUAUAGGCUGAUCCACACAGUAGCACAUACCACUAUAAACAAAGUUCAUGAUCCAGUGGACAUCGGAACUGGAGGGAAGGAGGUAGUAAGGUUUGAUCCACCUUUCAGAUGCCACCUUCCUCAUGAGGAAGUACGUUUGAAACUUGCAACAGCAGCAGUCUGGUGGAGUCAAACAGUCCAACUAAUUGUAAUUUUUAGCCCAAAGCACAGACUUUUUAACUGUGUUUAACCAAUGAACAAAAAGAGCUAGAAAUGUGGAAUAUUACGAAGCCAGUGAUUUAUAUCCCUAAGCAUCCCUCGUUUAAUAGGUUACGAUAACAACUUUGCAAUAUAAUCUUUAUUUGUUUUGUUAAGCAGGUUCCUAGUGCUGAGCCACAUUAUCAACAUUAAGAACGGUCAGAAACCACUAGAAAAACAUGAAUGUUCAUCAUGUUAAAGAAAAAGAUGUUUCUUUACACUUUAUUUGGCUGACAUAAAAGUUUACAGAUAUAAUUGCUACAGAAAAGUCACUUUUCUGAAAUCUACAAAAAAAUUCACUUGAAAUCUGAUCCUAAAAGUACACACAUUUCAUAUACUGUGAUAAUCUGUAUCACACAGUCCGAUUUUAACAGAUUCUAUUUGUGUACUGAUUUGAUGAAGCUUUAAUAAUGACUUGAUUAAACUUUCGUACACUUUGUGGGUAAUUUCAAGAUUUGGGUUUGGGGAACAAUACUUACUACAAAAUAGCUGCAUUGUGGUCAUGCUUCCCAGUCUGAUAUUGCUCCUCUGAUGCAAUAUCUAAAAUACAAACAAAGCAAAUACAAAUGCAAUCAGACGCCAAGUGUAUUCAAAUUCAACUUGGGUGGCAUAAAAGCAGCAACGGAACUAAUAAAACCGAAAUUAAACUGGAGCACAAAUCUAAAUUUGGAUAAAUAUUACAAAAAAAGGGACUGUAUAAGUAAACAAUAUAUAAGGCUUUAUAUUCUGCAACUAUUCAAUAUGUAUAUGUAAAACGUUUGAAUACAUAUAUAUGACAUACCCAUAAUCUCUCUCUGUCUCUAUCCUCCUAUCACAGUACCAGCACAGGGAGAGAUACAAACCACAAUGAGCCUCAUCUGUGACAAUGUUGUAUAAAGUUAAGAAACUAAAUGUGACUUAAAAUACAUAGAAGUAACAUGUAGUGCAAAAAAAAAAAAAGAAGAAAAACAAAAAAAAUGAACAAACAUAAACAUCGUCAGUUUUCCUUGACUUUAACCCCACCCCCAUCCGAAUAUCUUGACUGCAACCCUGGGCCAGACCUCUCCCUCCCUUACGCCCCCACCCUUCAACCCCACCCCCAUCUCUGCAUGCGCCACGGAGUCUUGUUGCGCUGCCUUUUUCCCAUUCUAGCUUGUACUAUCCCCAUACCUCCCUCCCUCUGUGAUGUCACAGUAGCAGUGUGGAGAGUUGUGGGCAUGGCUUAGAAUGCGAGAUGGGCGGGGUCUACCAAAUAAUAGGACUACCCACCAGCUUGCUGCUUCAAUGACAUCACAGCUGCCAAUAGUAGAAUGCAAAAGCAAUGCAAGUUUGUGGCAUGCCUCUGUACCUGGUUUGUGCGUACGGUGCCUGCCCUGGAAAAGAAGUAUAUUUAAUACUAUGUAAAACAAGCUUCUUUUUUUAACUGAACAUAUAUAACAAAUAUGUGUGUUUCAUUGUUCAAAGAAAUUGUUGUUGCAUGAAACGUCUUUGAAAGAAAAAUGAGCAAGAAAAUACCAUCUUUCACAUGGCAAGUCUUAAAAGUGGAGCUGUUUCUUUUGAUAUUUCUAUGUAAUUUCAGUUCAUUCUAAAAUUCUUACUGUCAUCUUUUAGGAUAUUGUGAAAUGUCCUUUUUCUCGUAAGAAGGCCUUGAAAAUUAUUAAUCUGAAAGCGCCGUUUUGACUGCAGUUCAGUUACGUGACGCGUCUCACUUUACUUGUGAGGACGUCUUUAUUUUAGUCAUGUGGGUUGAAGCAAAAAGGCACCAAGAAAGCAAUUCACUAGACACAGCUUUGCCAGUUGCGUUUGCCAGUCAAAUUAGACAUAGCAUUCACCUGUCUCUCUUAAAAUUGACUCAUUAGGUGGCCAGUUAAGCUGGGUUUGAAUGCACUUAACAUCCUUAAGAAGAAAGGUCGGGCUGAUUAAAUCCAUGAUGGGAUAUUUGAACUAUCAACAAGAAAGGCAGUGUAAACAGGCUACAGAUCGCUUACCUGAGAGCUUGUGAAACAUUUGCGCUAAACUGUGAAAGGCCAAAACAAUCCACAAAUAAUCAAACACAUCAAUGGAAUACAGUAAGAAAAUACAUAAGGAGCACAGUUGUAUUCAAUCCAACAUUUAGGAAUCCGUAUCAGAUCAACUGGAAAAAUCACACAAAUGUCUUAAUGGGAUUUACCAUAGUGCUGGCAGAUGUGAAUGUACAUGGCAAUCAGCAAUGUAUUGCGUAUUUUGAAGAUCCAGAUUCGAACAGUGUUUGAUGUACUUGAGGUCUUUUGCUAUGAGUGUUAUUCUUAUACCGUAGUGCAACUGCCUUGAAAAUCCUUAUCUUAUUAUUCUGAAUGCAGUUAGCAUGGGAUUGGGGAUUUCAUGUAUAAGGUGCAUGUAUUGCUGCCAGAUUGAAGAGAGCCUUAUUGUAAUGCUAAAAUGGCAAGCAAGUGCAAGAACACUAUGAUCACUGCUUGUGUUUAACUAACCCGUUGACCAGUCUCUGAUCAUGCCGCUAGUUUUGCACACGCUAAAACUUUUGCACAGGCUAAAGGCUCAAUUAAAUUGGAUUUAUGUAUACAGUUAGUGUGUCAUAUGUGGGUUUAGAUUGGUGACUUGAUUGGCUAGUGAAUGUCUCUGAAAGUUGGAGCAGUGCUCAAGAGAGCGGCCGAGUUGUUAAGCAAGGAUAAGAAGCUGGGGUUUUACCCAAGUCUUAGAAAAAAACUAAAUAACAAAAAAAACAAAACAAAAAAAAAACACAGAAAUAAAGUGCAUUCUUUGUAUAUACAUUUCUAGUGUUAGUUCGAAAGAAAAGUUGAUGAUAAGGCAUUCAGACUGACCUUGGUAAGAUGCAUGAAAGAGAUGGCUGCUAAGAAUGUUUUACUCAGAGGAGAAGGGAGUCGGAGAAAAUCCACAAUUUGUAGAUGGUCUUGCUUCAUCACUGUCACCGUUUAGGUGAUACAUGGAACAAGCCAAGGCACCAAAGUGUGGAGCUGCUCCCUUCUCCCCUCAUUUUCUAGGUUGAAAGCACUCCCUUAAUUGUGGCUUCAAGUGGCAAGGAGUUAGUGGCACUUGUAGCACAAUUGUAUGAUUAUUUUCUUUUUUCUUUAUUUAAAUUUUUUUUAAACAAGGGUUUGUCUCUUAUGCUUAUCUAUGAUCCACUACAAUGCAUUAACAGUAUUUUUUUUAAAAGUUAAAUUUGCCAAAGUUGAGAUGUUUGCUGUAUUUCAUUUCUUUUGCCGUUUGUCUUUAAGAUGUUGUCACAACUCAUCUUUGUAGAAUUCAUUUGGAAAUCAAGCCUAUGUGCCAUUUUAUCAAGCAAUAAUUCAAAGUAUCACAGUUGGAAAAAAACAACAACAUAAGAACAUGAUCCAUGAGAUUAUAAAAAUGUUAAAAUGCUGCAUUGAUGUUCAAUCCCUCAUACUUUACUGGUGACAGUCGCUCAGAUGUUAUUAGUAUUGGCACAGCAACAUCACCACGGGCAAGCCAAGGCCUGACAAAGUGUGAAUGUGAAUUUUAUUUUUUUUGUAUAUUCUCAUUAUGUUUUAUAUUUCCUCAAUUCUAAUUACAACUAACAUGUUUACUUGCAUCUUGAAUUCUUCAGUUUACGGUGGAUGUUUAUGUUGUACUGAUAUGAUGCCCGCAAAAAUAAGUGAAAAACCUUUGUGACUGGGUGAUGUCAUGGGCCUCUGAAA
This is a messenger RNA of Onychostoma macrolepis, 5537 nucleotides long. It is a transcript of the gene aspnat, whose product is annotated as N-acetyltransferase 8-like. The transcript has 3 exons. Gene Ontology annotation, cellular component: mitochondrial membrane. The record is from RefSeq and is a predicted model, not a curated record. The coding region runs from base 550 to 1236 and encodes 228 amino acids. Gene Ontology annotation, molecular function: L-aspartate N-acetyltransferase activity. Lineage: Eukaryota; Metazoa; Chordata; Actinopteri; Cypriniformes; Cyprinidae.